UCAAACUCUCAACCACAAAUGCAGGGUUUUGUAGUUAAACAUUGUGCAGCUGUUAAAAACUUAAAACAAAAAGUCGAAGAUAAAUAUUUUUCUCAGAAAGACAAGUUAGUUUGUUGGUUUAAAAAAUAAACAGACAGCUUUAGAACCUAAAAAUUAUUACUGAUACAUGAUUCUGAAUGUUCAGCCUCCUCCUCUGCAACAUGACAUUAGCCCACAGUUGCCAUAUGAGACAUCUGUGGUUUUCCUGUGAACAAGCUCCACAUCUGCUUUUCUAUUGAAACAUGUCAUCUUUGUCCCAGUCACUGCCACCAUCUUCUGUGAUGUCAGACUAACAGUAUGUAUGUAGCUGUCUAAAAAAUGACAUUGUUCAUCCCUGAUAUGGCUGCUCGUCUGUUUUUGCUCAUCCUCCUUUUCGAUACCUUCCAGUACCUCAAAGGCAAAGAUCUUCCUCAACCCAGUCUAACAGUGAUUCCUGCAGUCAUCAAAGAGAAAGACUCAGUUCAGCUGAACUGUCAGACUCCUCCAUCUGUCUCUGAGUGUUACUUCAAAAUGGCUGGGCAAGUGGAAUUCACCCUUCCAUCACCCUGUCAACAGACACUCACAGGAAGACUACUGGUGAGGUGGACAGGUCAGAGUUCACCAGCUGAGGUCAAAAUCCAAUGUCAGUACAGUGCUAAAGGUUCACAGUUUAGAUCCAUAUACAACCUUCCUCAGCUGACAGUGAGUUCUACAGUCAUCAGAGAGACAGAAUCAGUUCAGCUGAGUUGUGAGACUCCUCCAUCUCUGCCUGUGUCUCACUGUUACUUCUACAUAGAGGGGAGGAAGAAUCUUCCAGACUCAUCCUGUACUCAGACAAUAACAGGAACAGAGCUGCUCAAGAGGGCAGAUCAAACGUUUCCAGAUGUGGUCAAAGUGACGUGUUACUAUGCUGUAAGGAGAUCUCACACAUCUCCUUUUAGUGACCCUGUCUCAGUCACUGUUCUGGAUCCAAAACCAGACAUUACAGUCCAUUUAGAUGAGGACUUCACCAUCAUCUGUUUGAUUCAUGAAUCCUUAAGUCCUGACACCACCUGUAGCCUGUAUGUUGGAGAGGAGAGUCAGCCAUCCUUCACAGCACCGAUCAUGAAGAGAAAAGCCACCUCAGCAUCCAAACAGUGGUUCUGUCAAUUCACUCCAAAACAUAGUGAUCUGAUCAGUGGUCUACAGUCAGUGAGGCGUAAGGAGGUGAGCUGUGACUACAGAUUGAGCUCAGGACCAAACUCUCUCUCCCACGCAGUGAUGGGCACAGCUUUGCACAUAAUUAAGCUGUUCUAUAGAUAUGACACCAGCCUCAACACCAACGCCUGGGAUCAUCAGCACAAUGGGUUUGACUCCAGGUCCUGGGUCUACUUUGCCGCCCAGCACGACAUUUUGACUGUUACUUCUACUUUGAUCCCAGACACCACAGUGAGACCAACUACCAGUUUGACCUCUCCUUUGACCCCCAGCACGGCAGUGAAUCCUACAUCCGGAGGUCAAAGCUCCACAGAAAGCGUUCUGGGUUUGACCUCUCCUUUGGCCCCCAGCACAGCAGUGAAUCCUACAUCAGGAGGUCAAAGCUCCACAGAAAGUGAUGUGGAAUCAAACAGUCAACAAAGCAUUCUGGUGGGGCAAUUAUGGCAGGCAGCAGUGAGUGUGGCUUCUGGAGUGGGCGUGUUCCUGGUAGUAUUGACAGCUGUCUGUCUCUGCAGGAGGACCAAGAAAACCAAUUCUCAGAGACCUACAGCCAGACAGGAUGAUCACAGACAAUAUGAUUUGGUGUCUAUGGGAGCGGUGAGCAGCGGAGUCAUGGUGGAUUCAGGAGAUGCUGGAAUCGAUUCUCAGAUCACUUCUGUACUGUCCAUGUUCAUGCCCUCAGGUCCCAUUGAUGUGGAUUCACAGGCAUUUGCAAAUAAACAUUCUGAUACGUACCAUGUAUACAGCUCAAUCCCCGACAGACCAGCAACCUCAGCCCAGCCGGAUGGGUUGUACAGUCUGCAGACACACUGAAACUACACCUCUGGCUUUCUGUAUCUAUGUCUCGCACAUCUCACACAAAUACAUUCUUUCUCACACAACAUCCUUUAUUAUCACUCAUCCAGUUACUGUAAAUAAGUUGAUUAACAGGUAAUAUUUCUACUGUAUUACACAUGGACAACUGGUUUCUGUUACAUGUCUAUCCAUAAUAUCUCUUACUGUGUUAAUAUUUAUAUUUUGGGGAUUUUGGAGGGGUCCGGGGCAUACUCCCCUUUGAGCAUUUUUCUUAUUUCUUCUCCCUAGUAAAUGCUAAAUCUACUGUA
This is a messenger RNA of Oncorhynchus tshawytscha (Chinook salmon), 2318 nucleotides long. RefSeq lists its product as uncharacterized. NCBI's taxonomy places the organism in Eukaryota, Metazoa, Chordata, Actinopteri, Salmoniformes, Salmonidae. The record is from RefSeq and is a predicted model, not a curated record.